AUGAAACCAAAUCACCCGCAAAAACCUAUAAUAGCCUGCCCUAACUCUACCUCCACCUCCACCUCUAUCCGCGGCGGCGCUUCUUCGGCUACAACUGGACCUGCGCUUAACAGCUUUACCUCUGAUGUGACUGGAAAAGGGAAGAACAUGUGGGAUGAGUUUGAUGAUCAAGAUGCCGGCGUUGAUGAGCUGUUGGCAGUGUUGGGAUACAAAGUUAAGUCGUCUGAUAUGGUUGAUGUUGCUCAGAAGAUUGAGCAUCUCGAAGGAGUUUUGGGGAACGAUGAUGGGCUGUCUCAAAUUGCUUCCGAUUCCGUUCAUUAUAAUCCUUCUGAUCUCUCGUCGUGGCUUGAAUCCAUGAUUUGUGAGCUUAAUCCCACAACUGAAGCACCAAUGAUUGACGAUUCGUUUAUGAACACCAGCUCAGCUAGCGCCGGUGCCGCUGCUCCCUCGCCUGGUUUAACAUCUGUUUUUGUGGACGAUCUGCAAGCGAUACCCGGGAACGCGAUUUAUCCUCCGGCGAAAAAAGCAAAACAUUCUCCUUCGUCUUCAUCGGGUGCCACAUCCGCCUCGUCUUCGUAUAACUCGAAGCCUAAUCCCAACUCGAAUUCGGUGGUGCUUGUGGAUUCACAAGAAAAUGGGAUCCGGCUUGUGCAUACUUUAAUGGCGUGCGCUGAAGCUAUUCAACAAGAGAAUCUCUCUCUCGCUGAAAACUUGGUUAAACAAGCCGGGAUGUUGGCUGUGUCUCAAGCUGGCGCCAUGAGGAAAGUCGCUACUUAUUUCGCCGAGGCACUUGCCCGGCGAAUUUACCGGUUAGCCCCACAGACAACGCAGGAGUCUCCGGCGUUUCAAGAUCUUCUACAGAUGCAUUUUUACGAGACGUGUCCGUACCUCAAAUUCGCACACUUCACGGCGAAUCAAGCAAUAUUAGAAGCUUUCGCAGGGAAGAAGAAAGUUCAUGUGAUUGAUUUCAGUAUGAAACAAGGGAUGCAGUGGCCGGCGUUGAUGCAAGCUUUGGCUCUAAGACCCGGUGGUCCUCCAACGUUCCGCUUAACUGGAAUCGGGCCUCCCUCCGGUGACAAUACCGACCAUUUGCAGGAAGUGGGUUGGAAAUUGGCUCAAUUAGCUGAUACAAUCCACGUUGAGUUUGAAUACAGGGGAUUCGUCGCCGAGAGCUUGGCGGAUCUUGAACCGGCGAUGCUUGAUUUAAGAGACGACGAGGUGGUCGCCGUUAACUCGGUUUUUGAGCUUCAUCAACUGUUAGCUAGACCAGGGGCGGUCGAGAAGGUUCUAUCGGCGGUUAAGGAAAUGAAACCGGUGAUUUUAACGGUGGUGGAGCAGGAAGCGAAUCAUAACGGUGGCACCGGCGGCGGAGGCGUUGAAGGCGGUGCUAUUUCUCCGGCGAGCAACCAAGAUAAAAUCAUGUCGGAAGUGUAUCUUGGAAAGCAGAUCUGUAACGUGGUUGCAUGCGAAGGACCAGACCGAGUCGAAAGGCACGAAACAUUGACUCAGUGGAAGGCUCGACUUGACUCAUCCGGUUUUGAAGCGGUUCAUCUCGGCUCCAACGCGUUCAAGCAAGCCAGCAUGUUGUUGGCUCUAUUCGCCGGCGGCGACGGCUACCGAGUUGAAGAAAACAACGGUUGUUUGAUGCUGGGUUGGCACACUAGGCCACUAAUCACCACCUCCGCUUGGAAACUCCGGUGA
Messenger RNA from Lactuca saligna, 1701 nucleotides. The record is from the annotation of a GenBank genome assembly. Lineage: Eukaryota; Viridiplantae; Streptophyta; Magnoliopsida; Asterales; Asteraceae.